This is a messenger RNA of Mucor mucedo, 1413 nucleotides long. RefSeq lists its product as uncharacterized. Bases 120 to 1163 code for a protein of 347 amino acids. NCBI's taxonomy places the organism in Eukaryota, Fungi, Mucoromycota, Mucoromycetes, Mucorales, Mucoraceae. The record is from RefSeq and is a predicted model, not a curated record. The transcript is spliced from 7 exons.
UUUUUUUUUUUGUUUCGUAUUUUAUACUUGUGUUAAUCGACUAUUUCAGUCAUGAUUCACAUAGGCUAUGACUAAUAUUUGCCAUAGCUUAUUCUUUUCUUUUAUCUUACGUUGCUUAAAUGAGUAACCUGCUUUUAAGGAGCUACUCAUUCUCAGUCCUGUACUGUCUGUCUCGUUCCUCUUCGUUCCUGACAGAAUACAUCGCUCAAAAAGCUCGGAUUAUGCUAAGCUUUGUUUGGUGCGAGCGUGCGAUGAGUUCUCGGAAAUUUGUCUUUUUCCAGAAUACAGAGGCUCAGGUUAAAAGGGCGGAUGGUAUUAAUGAAGCUCUGUGUGGCGGAAUUGGUGAAACUCUGUAUGGCGUAAUUGGCAUCGGACGUGUACCCGAAACUGAGCAUAACUUGCUUUUGGUUGAGUCAUAUGGCUCCAAUGUUUCGGAGAACACUAGGCACACCAUGGAUGAUACCCUCAAGCUUAGGGUACUCCCAAGCACAUUAAACUAUUCUUUAAAGAACCCACUUAAGAUUUUAGUUCUAUAUUUGGAAACGAUCAAAUCAAUUCACAGUGAAAAAAAAAAUGAAGCUCUCUUUAAUCGUCUGUAUAUGGACGAUUAUAUUACAAUGAUUCCAUUUGGAAAAACUUUGACGUGUUGUGAGGCCCUUAUUGAGGCAACAACUUGCGGCCUGAAGCAGCAGAUUAAUUCGUAUAAGUCUGCAUCUUACCAGACAAUCAAACGAAGGAAAGCAUUUGGGAUUCAAGUUAUUCAAGACACGCUGACACUAACUGAGACGUCAAUUAUUGAUCCUACAAAGUGGCGUUUUGUUGAGGUCCGAUCAGCAACUAUUCCUGUGUCGUGGUCAGAUCGGUCCCAAAUUGUAAAGCUGUUUGAGCUAGUUGCUUGUUUGCACGAAUUCGUCUUGGAGCAAUCAUCAGUGACGGAACAGUUAGAAGCCGAAGAAAAUGGAAUUAUCGAAGUCCAUGAAGACGGCCAAUCAUUGUUAAAAAACCAUGUUGCCGUUUGUGUUUCAUCAACCAGGUCAGAACAGGUGGAUAGUAUCACAGAAGAAAUUUACCAAAGUAAGGCUUUGAAUCAAAACAGGAAGGCUUUUGCAAGUGGAUAUGGAAUCAGGAGCCUGGUGGUGAAGAUGAUAAAUUUAUCGAAAUGAUGAAGUACACAUUUACAGACUUCCACUAAAAUUGCAAGACCAAGCGAUCGGACAUCAAUGACGCGCGAUUUCCUUUUGUGGAGAAUUUCGUGCCACCUUUUAAGGCGUACGCAAAAAAUUUGAACGUGCUGAACUUUGUUUGGUAAAUUUAUUAAACAAUAAUACAGUGCAUCUAUUUUAUAAUGAACAAUUUUUGGCUCCGAUUUUUAAUAAAAGAAAAAAGCUAUCUCCUCGAUGAAUUUAACGUGUA